AUGUCCCAAUCCGAGCUGACCUCCCACUUUCACACGACUGCCACCGGCACUCGGCUGCACUACCUGCAAUGUGGCAGUUCCGAAGAUCGUCUUCUUGUCUGUCUGCACGGCCUCGGUGGCUCUUCCAGCACCUACACGCCGCUACUUCCACAUCUGCAGACGGAGCCUCCUGGCUUCAACGUCGUUCUUGUCGACUUUCCCGGCUUCGGCCAGUCGCCGCUUCCGCCUGCAUCCGCUGAGCUGUCCAUCCACAGUCAUGUUUCCGAUAUCCGCGACCUCAUCACAGCUCUGAGUACCACGAGCUCCAAACAGCCCGUCCUGUUUGGCCACUCUCUUGGCGGCAUCGUCGCUCUCCACUAUGCCGCCAGCUAUCCGGACGCCGUCGCCGGCCUUGCCCUCUUUGGCCCUGGCCGCUCAGCUGCCCAUCUGCCGUCUGUGCGCCAGCGCAUGCUCGACCUCGCUGCCGCUGUCCGCUCGCACGGCAUAACCUCCGCUGCCGACACUGCUGCUGAUCAGAGCAACUUUCCGGCCGCCUCCACCGGAAGGACCGUGAAGCCGGAGCACCGCGAGGCAGUACGCCAGGCCGUUGCCGCCUCCAACCCCGAGGGCUAUGCUCGCACCUGUGAGGCGAUUGUCGACCUUGGCCACGUUGACCCUGAUUACGGAACGAUCACGUGUCCGGCACUGUUCGUCGUCGGCGACCUUGACGUGAUCAGCGCACCAGAGCGCAUCCAGGCGCUCAGCCCGCUGCUCGGUGGCGACAGCUGGGUUGAGGUGGUGCGGUCUGGCCACCAGCCAAUAUUGGAGGAUACCGAGUCGGUUGCCAAGGCCGUUGGAAAGCUGCUAGAGAAGGCAGGAGGCCCAUAG
This is a messenger RNA of Grosmannia clavigera kw1407, 867 nucleotides long. RefSeq names its product alpha beta hydrolase fold family. Bases 1 to 867 code for a protein of 288 amino acids. The record is from RefSeq and is a predicted model, not a curated record. The transcript has a single exon. Gene Ontology annotation, molecular function: catalytic activity. NCBI's taxonomy places the organism in Eukaryota, Fungi, Ascomycota, Sordariomycetes, Ophiostomatales, Ophiostomataceae.